Molecule: messenger RNA, 1881 nt
Organism: Oikopleura dioica
Lineage: Eukaryota; Metazoa; Chordata; Appendicularia; Copelata; Oikopleuridae
Source: the annotation of a GenBank genome assembly
AUGGAGGUGAAUUUCAAUGAAGAUCAGCACGACUUUGAAGCAGUGGAAGAAUGCGUGACAAAAGCUAAUUAUUAUUUCAUGACCAAGCAAAUCGAUGAAGAAACCAACAACGAAGACUACACCAAAUGUAUGCUCCAUUCACUCUACAAAGAGCCGAUCGAUUGGGAGGAAACUUUCGAGUUUCCACCCCUAUCCAUGCCGAAGACGAAAACUUGUUCAAGCCCUGGAAGUUCUUCGAAAAUCGCUGGUGGACAAGAAACGAAAAAGGGAAGAUACCCCUGGUUUGCUUGGAGCGAGAAGACGGGCUUUGAUGAGACCGAAAACUGCGGCUUGACAAUUUUGACAAAAUACGAGGACGGUUCUGACGAUUGGCUUGUGACAGACUCGUGGUGCUGCUACUUUGAUAUGUCCCGAUUCAACAUCCAUAUUGGCGCUUAUGACUUGGAAUACCCCGACAACGAUGAAUACAUAAUCAAUCCCAUCGAGUAUCGAAAUGGAAUUCUAUCUGAAACCAGACAAUGCAUGGUCAGGGUUCCGAAUCUGAUUGACAACGCACCCGAUUCUUGUGCUGGCGGAUCGUGUUUUGAGCCAGCUUGCUUAUCAGAUGUGGAGUUGGAAGAUGGAACAAGCUGCUAUAUAGCUGGCCUUGGUGACUACAUUGAGUUCGUGCCCGAGCAAGCGACGGUUCUCCGUGAUGCGGUUCUAAUCUAUUUGGAUGGAGAAUUCAAAUCAAUCGACGAAAAUGACCCAGCAAAGACUUGCCUUGGUGAUACUGGCGGAGGGCUCAUCUGCCUCGUCGAUGACUAUCCUGUUCUCAAAGGCGUGCUUGACUACAAUUGGGGCCUUUGCGCUGAGGUUGACGAUUUAAUCAGUGUCAGUUUUGUUGACGCGAACGAAAUGGAGAGCUUUGUUCUCACUCCACCUCCUGUGACAGAACCAACCGAAACGUCGACAACUGACUCUUCUCCGCUUCCCACUGGUCCUGGAAUCUUCCCAAAUGCGACUUUCGAGCAGCCAUCUUGGAAAAACAUGACUUGUGAAACUCCUCUUGAACCAAUCGAGAGCGAGCCUCUUACAAAAAUCGUCGGCGGAACAGAUGUGCCGAUCGAUGCGCAUCCUUAUUACGCGAACUUUGAUUUCUCCUGCGGAGGGACAUUGAUCACAAUGUUUGAAGAUGGCUCUCACGAUUUUGUACUGACUGCUGCGCACUGUUGUUUCGGUACAAAUAUAGAUGAUGCCCUUGUGCUUUUAGGAGUCUCAGUCAUCGACCGGGUUGAACCUUGCAGUUUGGACCUUGAAUUGCAAAACUUCAAGAUUCACGAAGAUUACGAUCGUUUUGAUUUCAACAGUACUGACGAGACUGGAACUCCUCAUGACAUCUGUCUUCUGAAAAUUCCCAAUGUCAAGCAGUCGCUCAUCAAUCAGUACGGCCCUGAGGGCCCAGAAACAUGCGCAUCGAAGAUAUCCCCAGCAUGUCUUCCAGCAGACCAUGUUGCCGACGGAUCUUACUGCAAGGUUGCAGGUUAUGGGGCUGGUAACGAGCCAUCGCAUCUUUUGAAUGAAGUCGGCGUUUACACAUUUUCUAACGAGUACUGUGAGGCAACGAAUAUGAUAAGUUUCGAGCCAACAACUUGGGAAACGCAGUUUUGCGCUGGAAUCCCAGAUUUUGAUGGCGAUGGACAAACUGACGGAGGGAAGGAUUCCUGCCAGGGCGACUCUGGAGGACCCUUGGUCUGCGAAGCUUUUGGAAAACCCGUUGUUUACGGUGUUGUUUCUUGGGGUUUCGGCUGCGCUGCUCCGAACUUUCCAGGAAUUUACGCUAAAGUCUCCAAUUAUGUUGACUGGAUAUUCGAUACAAUGGACAAUCUUCAAAAUUCUUGA